AUGCAACUGCCCAUCAUCAAUACCACGAAAGCUGUUAUCAGCAGUGUGCAGACUGUUCUCAAACAGCCGGGACGGUUUAUUUUAUCUUGUGAUGUCUCCGAACAAAGUGACGCCGAAUUUAUAAGAUCCAGCUAUAGGCGGUUUAUGCGAUUACGACCGUUAGUGUCUCAAAGACUUAACGUUAAACACGUUUAUACAAACUACAUAGCAUACAAAUACCGAUACGAGGACUACGAGGCGAAACGUGCUCUGGUUCUUACCAACCGUCACUUGCUAAAGCAUGAUUGGAGGCUCGUUGUUGCUAAUUCCUUGAAGUUUGUUAUUCAAUCGGUUGAUGAAACGCAUAAUAACCAAGAUGUGGCAAUGGCUCACAGAAUCUUUAAGAGCAUACUUAGCUGGCAGUAUCAGCUGAGGAGGUCGUGGAAGAGCCCCGGGGAGGCGUACACGGCAUAUAUGCUCAGCUUCAAGCAUCUGAGGACAAUUUCUUCCACUAAUGAACUGACGGAGAAAGAAGUGACGCUCAGGUUAUUUGAUCAAUGCGUAGUAUUUUUGAAUGAGACGCUGAAGACAAGGUUGUAA
Molecule: messenger RNA, 579 nt
Organism: Huiozyma naganishii CBS 8797
Lineage: Eukaryota; Fungi; Ascomycota; Saccharomycetes; Saccharomycetales; Saccharomycetaceae
Gene: IRC19
Product: Irc19p
Exons: 1
Coding region: 1-579 (192 amino acids)
Source: RefSeq, a predicted model, not a curated record